Messenger RNA from Helicoverpa zea (corn earworm), 3752 nucleotides. Its product is annotated as proton-coupled folate transporter-like. Bases 426 to 2036 code for a protein of 536 amino acids. NCBI's taxonomy places the organism in Eukaryota, Metazoa, Arthropoda, Insecta, Lepidoptera, Noctuidae. The record is from RefSeq and is a predicted model, not a curated record. Gene Ontology annotation, biological process: transmembrane transport. The transcript has 8 exons. Gene Ontology annotation, cellular component: membrane. Gene Ontology annotation, molecular function: transmembrane transporter activity.
GCGAGUGUACUUGUUCCCCGUUUAGUACAUAGUAUGAUGUGGUCACCUGGGUUGUGAAUAAGAUGCUUUGAAAAAGAUGCCAGUAUCGACUCAGCAGUUGACUUGAUCGGGCUUCACCGAACAAUGGAGGACUAACUACCAAUAAUACGCCUACCUGAAAAAAUACAAAAGUAAUUAGUGCCUUUAAUAAUUAACAACAAAGCACUUUAUCUAAUUGGAAUUCUACUUUAUCAUUAUGAACGGGUAAUUGAUAGUAUAAUAUCGGUAAGACAAAUAAUAAGGCACCCAUUCUGCCUAUCAAUGUAUCAGACAUAAUGUGAAAUCAAACAUUGCAACAGUGACAGACGGUCGUGUUCGUUUCGCUGUUUAUAAACAAUGGACGUGAUAUAACUUCAAAUAAACGGUGCAUUGGAAUUACUUCGAAAAUGGCGGAAGAAAAAGUUAAACCUGUGGACGUCGAAGAAAAACCCCUAAAUAAAGAUGUUAUCCAGAAACUAUAUAAAGACAAAAGUUUUCGGGAGAAGUUGGGCUACAUCAGAGAUAAUAUCACUGUUGAACCUUUGUUAGCGGGCCUGAUUAUACCCAGUGUUAUAUCAAGAUUUGCUAUGGGCAAUCUUAAUUUGGACAAAGCCUGUCGUGUUAACUUAGGUUUCGGAGACGAGAUUUGCGACGCACUUAUUAAGAAAACGAGCAAAAACUACUCGGAAUACGAAAAAGAGGUUCAACAAUUGAUUUCUUCUAUAGACAUUUGGAAGGGAGUGAUCCAAACGGCUUUACCAUGCAUCAUAAUAAUGUUUCUGGGCGCUUGGAGCGACAGGACUGGGAAAAGGAAGAUAAUUAUAAUGCUACCGAUUUACGGAGAAGUUCUAACGUCUUUAAACAAUUUGGUCAACGUGUAUUUCUUCUAUGAGAUUCCUGUGCAAGUUACUGUGUUCUUAGAGACGUUGUUUCCAGCUAUUACUGGUAGUUGGGUGACUAUGUUCUUGGGUGUAUUCAGUUAUAUAAGUGACAUUACUUCGGAGGAAUCUAGGACAUUUAGAGUGGGUCUGGUGAACUUCUGCAUGACUGCUGGUCUGCCUAUCGGGAUCGGCAUGAGUGGGUUCCUACUUCAGAAGAUGGGCUAUUAUGGAAUAUUCUCGAUGACAACUGUGAUGUUCAUCUUGGUACUUAUGUAUGGUACUUUCUGCUUGAAGGAGCCUGAUCAGUGGCUUCAGGAUAAAGGAUUGCCUCCGAUUGAAAGAGCUGGUAACUCAAAUGUAUCAUUCUUCGACCUAUCGCAUGUGGUGGAAACUGUGUCGGUGGCGUUCAGGCCGCGACCUUUCGACAGGAAGGUCAAGGUCAUCCUCACUCUGCUCAUGGUGUUCUUACUUUUUGGACCUACUUCAUCGGAGCAUACAGUCUUCUACCUGUUCGUGAGGAACCGACUGAACUGGGACAUGGUGAAGUUCAGCGUCUACCUCAGCUACUCCAUCGUUCUACAUUCAUUCGGUGCAAUGUUCUCAAUAACAGUGCUGAGCAAGCGCAUGCAGAUUGACGACUCCGUGCUGUGCCUCGUGUCUGUCGUCAGCAAGUUUGUUGGCUCCAUAUGGACUGCUUUCGUCACUACUGACAUCGAAAUGUACCUAGUGCCCGUUGCUGAGCUGCUGAAUGCUACCACUUUUACGUCACUGCGAUCCAUCAUUUCGAAGCUGGUGGAGAAACAGGAGACAGCUAAGGUGAACUCGAUGUUCUCCCUGACUGAGACGGUGGCAGCUCUGGUGUUCCACCCCUUCUACUCCUGGAUGUAUAUGAAGACGUUACACGUGUUACCUGGAGCUGUGUUCCUUACCAGUGCUGCUAUUGCUAUACCACCGUCUAUUAUAUUGAUGUUCUUCUACGCCCAGCACAGAGCAAGUGUGAAGAGUACAAGAAAGAAGGCUCUAGAAGCGGAAGAGAAGAAAGACGCAAAGGAGGCCGAAGCCAAGAAGAAUGAUCCUCUCCAGUUCAUCCCAUCGCCAGCUGAAAUUGAAAAAAUUGAAAUGAACAAAAAAAGUUAGCAUUUAGGUGAAAUAACUGGAUUGCAAUGACUCUAUCCGUUGAUUUGCUUACAAGAGAAGGUUAUGACGUGCCUUGUAUGGGACUGAUGUCGAAAUUCUAUCUUGAUUAAGCAAAUCUACAGAUAGCUAGUAUAUUGCAAUCAAUCGACGGUUAGCUUCUUUGAAACUGGAUGAAAAGGUUUUCCACAUGGAUUUGAAAGUACUGCUGUAAAAUUUUGUUUUUAAUUUUGGUUGUACAAAAUUUGUAAUUAGUUAAGCUAAGAUAAAAUCGAAUUAAUACGCACACCGUUAUUUAAGUUUUUUAAGGCAUAUUUACGUUAUGUAUAUUUUAUAAGAUUUUUAGUUAAUAUAGUUUUAUAGUAUGAAUGCAUUGAUUCAGCAAAAAAGAGAAAUCUUCUUGUAAAUAAUAUUAAAGAACUCACUAUUUGUCAAAUAAUACACUUUAACAUUUGUAACUAAAUAUGCAUAUAUUUUGAUGAGUUCUACGAAAAAUGUUAACACAUUUUUUGUGUGUGUGUUUUUUUUAUAUAUAUAUUUGUAAAUAUAACAUUAAUAAAUUGGCGUAAAUAACAUGCAUAUAACAUGAUAUUUCGAUAUUCUGUAGAAAUGGACUGUAACUACAGAUCAUAAUAAUUUAUUAAGGCUAAUUGCUAUUCCCAAAGGCUAUGAUUAGCUUCAUAUUUUCCGGUCUAAUUUGGUAUCUUUGUAAUAUGAGCUUUAUUGCAGCUAUUACAAGGCUUAAUUUAAUUCGAUUCUAAUUUUGUGCUCGGUUUACGGCCGGUUCACACAUGUCUCCGUUUUACUGUUCCGUUUUAUCGUGUACGUUUUUUUUUCGUCGAUGGUAGAUAUGUAGUUGUAUGAGUGACUUCACACAUGGCACAGUAUUCUGUAUACAACUACAUACGCCAUCGACGAAAAAAAAACGUACACGAUAAAACGGGACAGUAAAACGGAGACAUGUGUGAACCGGCCGUUACUUGUAUGUACGUUAUUUUUAUAAUUUCUACGUUAAAUUAGUAUCAAAAGGGCUUGAUGUAUGUUUGAAAAAGUUAUUUAUAAACAAAAAUAUACUUAUAAAGUAAAUUAGUAAAAGUUCUCGAUUUAGUCUUAGGUUCGAAUUACGCACCACGUUCAAUUAACUGUUUAAACCUAAGACUAAAGUUUGUGUGUAGGUACUAAAGAUUUUUUCAUGAGUAGUUAUACCGAUUAAGCCUUUGGGACCAAAUUGAUGCACAUACUUGACUUGUUGUAUAAUGUACCGAACGAACGUACUUAUAAUGUCGCUAAAAAUGUUUAUAAUGCCAUAGUUUAAACAUGUUCAUUUGAAUAAAACUAAUUUUACGGAUUUUAAUCGAGGUUAUAUUAAUUAGUCUGCCCGUGACCAUGGAUGCUGUAAUAGUCCGAAAUGUCGGGAUUAAAUAAUAUAUUUUAAUAUAGCCGCGAUAAAAUCCGUAAAAGUCUUAUAUUCGCUUAAAAGUGUCAGAAAUCAAUAUGGUCAUUUGCUUAAAAAAUACAUUUAAAAUCUGUGUAUGUUUGAGUGAUGAGAAAAUGAAAAUAUUUUUUUAAUAAGUAGGUAGGUAGUAGGUAUGAAAUUAGUAUAACAUUAAAGUAAGAGGUGUGUAUGUUCGAGUCAAAACGACUUGCAUAGGAAAAGUGCUGUGAUAAAUGUACAGAAUGAAUGUAAUAUAACGAUUAAGAAUAAAAUUCUAACUUUUA